GGUUAGUUUGUAUGUAUACAUACAGAAUAAAGGUUCAUCAAAACUUUUCGGAAUUAAACAAUUAUUACUUCGCAUAGUAUUAAAUUAACAUGGUCACACGAUUACACAUUAAUGAGAAAGAUUUAGUUAAUCGAGAUGAGUCCGAGUUACAUUUUAUGCCAUGUAAAAUUCAUGGAGACGAAGCUGCGAAUGUUUCCUCCUUUUUCAAGCCUUACAUUCGUAAGCUAGAUGAAGAAUAUUAUGAUUGUUCCUUUCGUGGCUAUCCGCUUCAAGGGAAAAAAAUAACUGUACCUGCUGGAUUCAGAGGCAUGAUGUUUAUGGAGAAUAAAAAGACAGAAACAGAAAAUAAGGACAGGAAUUUGUAUUGCACAGGAACUUUUUCACAGUUAAUGUAUUGGAAUUAUGAUAAAAUACCAUCUAAGAAUGAUGCUUUUGUGGCAGCAUUAGAUUGGGUCGACAUAGCUAAAGUGUUACACUCACCAGAAACAUAGAUAUCAGAAGCAGAUUAUUUUAAUAAGAUAUCAAAUAAAUAUAUGUUCUU
Molecule: messenger RNA, 541 nt
Organism: Trachymyrmex septentrionalis
Lineage: Eukaryota; Metazoa; Arthropoda; Insecta; Hymenoptera; Formicidae
Product: ribonuclease H2 subunit C
Exons: 3
Coding region: 90-491 (133 amino acids)
Biological process (GO): RNA catabolic process
Cellular component (GO): ribonuclease H2 complex
Source: RefSeq, a predicted model, not a curated record